GACAAAGGUCGCUCUCCUGCAGCCAGCUUGCCACAACUCCCUGAGAUCUCCCAGGUGGCAGCCGCCUCCUCCAGACAGGCUCAUCCACCAUGACCGACCUGAGCGCCCAGGUCAAAGGCUCUCUCAACAUCACCACCCCUGGGGUGCAGAUAUGGAGGAUCGAGGCCAUGCAGAUGGUGCCUGUUCCUUCCAGCACCUUUGGGAGCUUCUUCGAUGGUGACUGCUAUGUGGUCCUGGCUAUCCACAAGACGAGCAACAGCCUGUCCUAUGACAUCCACUACUGGAUUGGCCAGGACUCAUCACAGGACGAGCAGGGGGCAGCCGCCAUCUACACCACGCAGAUGGACGACUUCCUGAAGGGCCGGGCGGUGCAGCACCGCGAGGUCCAGGGCAACGAGAGCGAGGCCUUCCGAAGCUACUUCAAGCAGGGCCUUGUAAUCCGGAAAGGGGGCGUGGCUUCCGGCCUAAAGCAGGUGGAGACCAACUCCUAUUCUGUCCAGCGGCUGCUGCAUGUCAAGGGCAAGAGGAACGUGGUGGCCGGAGAGGUGGAGAUGUCCUGGAACAGUUUCAACCGAGGGGACGUAUUCCUCCUGGAUCUUGGGAAACUUAUUAUCCAGUGGAACGGCCCAGAGAGUAACCGUAUGGAGAGACUCAGGGGCAUGACCCUGGCCAAGGAGAUCCGAGACCAGGAGCGGGGCGGACGCUCCUACGUGGGCGUGGUGGACGGGGAGCGCGAGUCAGAGUCCCCACAGCUGAUGGAGGUGAUGAACCACGUGCUGGGCCCACGCAAGGAGCUGAAGGCAGCUGUGCCCGACUCGGUGGUGGAGCCGGCUCUCAAAGCUGCCCUCAAGUUGUACCAUGUGUCCGACUCGGAGGGAAAACUGGUGGUUAGGGAAGUCGCCACCCGUCCACUGACACAGGACCUGCUCAAUCAUGAGGACUGUUACAUCCUGGACCAGGGGGGCCUGAAGAUCUACGUGUGGAAGGGGAAGAAUGCCAACGACCAGGAGAGGAAGGGAGCCCUGAGCCAGGCUCUGAACUUUAUCAAAGCCAAGCAGUACCCACCAAGCACGCAGGUGGAGGUGCAGAAUGAUGGGGCAGAGUCAGCCGUCUUUCAGCAGCUCUUCCAGAAGUGGACACUGCCCAACCGAACCUCAGGCCUGGGCAAAACCCACACUGUGGGCUCCUUAGCCAAGGUGGAGCAGGUGAAGUUUGAUGCCAUGUCCAUGCAUGUCCAGCCCCAGAUGGCUGCCCAGCAGAAGAUGGUGGACGACGGGAGCGGGGAGGUGCAGGUGUGGCGCAUUGAGGACCUAGAGCUGGUGCCUGUGGAAUCCAAGUGGCUAGGCCACUUCUACGGGGGCGACUGCUACCUGCUGCUGUAUACCUACCUUAUCGGGGAGAAGAAACACUACCUGCUCUACAUCUGGCAGGGCAGCCAGGCCAGCCAGGAUGAAAUCGCAGCCUCAGCCUAUCAGGCUGUCAUCUUGGACCAGAAGUACAACGAUGAGCCCGUCCAGAUCCGGGUCCCGAUGGGCAAGGAGCCGCCCCACCUCAUGUCCAUCUUCAAGGGACAGAUGGUGGUCUACCAG
Messenger RNA from Tupaia belangeri chinensis (Chinese tree shrew), 1589 nucleotides. It is a transcript of the gene VIL1, whose product is annotated as villin 1. The record is from RefSeq and is a predicted model, not a curated record. Gene Ontology annotation, cellular component: actin cytoskeleton; lamellipodium; cytoplasm. Gene Ontology annotation, biological process: regulation of lamellipodium morphogenesis; actin polymerization or depolymerization; cytoskeleton organization. NCBI's taxonomy places the organism in Eukaryota, Metazoa, Chordata, Mammalia, Scandentia, Tupaiidae. Gene Ontology annotation, molecular function: actin filament binding; phosphatidylinositol-4,5-bisphosphate binding.